Molecule: messenger RNA, 5326 nt
Organism: Fopius arisanus
Lineage: Eukaryota; Metazoa; Arthropoda; Insecta; Hymenoptera; Braconidae
Exons: 3
Coding region: 314-4276 (1320 amino acids)
Source: RefSeq, a predicted model, not a curated record
UUCAUUUGAAAGUAACAAUUAAAGAUCCGAUAGUAUACUAAAGUCAGCAUAAGUUUUUCCUUCGAUAUUAGGAGUGGGGUGCAUAGUUGCAAGUGGUAACUACGUGGAGUGGGGGUAUACCUAUAUCAGUAAUAUAGUACGAUGCAUUUGGACGGAAUUAUACACAAAAAGUAGAGAAAUAUGUUAUGUUAUAUAUGUUAUACAGUAAGCUAAAGGAAUACCGACGUUUGAGCACAUUUCUCGUUUGUUUUGGAAUAAAGAGAGUUAUUUAUGAUUUCAAUCAAGUGUUUAAUAAUUAAUUAUUGUACAGACAAUGAUGGAGGAAAGUUUAGGAUCUUCUCCUUUGGAAGAUAAUUUGGAUAUAGGUCUAAGUUUCGGGGACGACAGUCAGAAGGCUGCGAAGAUGAAUCAAUCAUUUUUGUUAUUGAAGAAGAAAUUAUUCCGUUCUCAUGAUUUGAUCCAACAAUACAGCAAUAAAAUAAAAGAAUGCGAGAGUUUGCGAAGUGACGUUGAAUCAUGCCAACGAGAUUCCGAGAGAUUCAAACAGCAGCACCUGACAGCCACAGCCAAGAUCGUCAAGCUGAGCAUGGAGAACACAAAACUCCAAGAAGCUAAUAAAAGAUUGGAAAGCCUGAUAAACGAGCACGAAACACACAUAGCUGGGGAUCAGCGCCUCAUCCAGCAGCUUAGCUGCAAAGUCGAGGACAUUGAGGACCGCCAUUCCGAGAAAGUAAUGCAGUUGGAGCUCGAAAAAUCAGCUUUGCAGGGUAAACUCAAAGAGUUAGAACAGAAGAUGAGGAGAAUCAGCAAAGCCCAUGCGAGUGAUCUAAAAAAGCUGGAGAAAAAGGUCGACCCAAAAAGUUUAAACAAGAAACUGUUGAAAGUAUCUCCAUCCAAAUCCAGUAUAAUCACUGGCCUAAAGAUGAUUGACAAUGAAAAUCAACUCCCAGAGUCCUCAAAAUCUCCCGGAAUCUCAGAAGUUUCCACUGAAAUCUUUCCAGAAGAUAUUCCCCAAGAUCUAUCAGGGCCUCCUGAAUCUCAGUCAUCACACGAUGACACAAUUAUGGAACAGUCAGCGAAAGAGAUUAGAUUUGAAGAAGAUGAUGAAAUCAUAGAAAAAUCAAUGGGAGAAAUUGAAAUUUACAAUGAUUUUAAAGAUGAAAUCGUUAAAAAAUCAUUGGAAAAAUUUGCGGUUAACGGAGGCGAUAAAAUAAUUGAAAAAUCAAUGGCAGAGAUGGAAGCUGACAAACCCGAGAAAAUCAUCCAAAAAUCAGUAAGAGAAAUGGGAAUAAACGUAGAUAUUUCCCUCUUCCCUCCAAAACCAGUGACAAUCGACAGGAACAUCAUGACGGAUGAGUUCUACAGUUUCAAAGACAAUCCUUACCCUCUGUUCUGCGAAAAAUGCCAGCAGUUGUUGGAUAAAUCCCCAGACGAUGUUAUUUGUAAAGCUAUGAGACUCCCCCCUCAUGUCCCUGCGCCUCCUCCAUCACCUGCCAGACCUGUGACGACAAGGCGAUAUUCAGAGGAAGGGCAACCAACCUAUCCUGUCAUCCUGGACAGCCUCCAGAGAAGAGUUAAGCUCCUGGAAAAGCGGAUAAAACGUCAAAAAAAGUUGGAAACUUCCCAGCAAUUGUCGUGCUGCAAUCAUUCACAGUCAGUUUCUCACUGUGGACAUAGUAAUUCGUUAAGUCACUCCUCCCAGUUGGACCUGAUGACACAACUCUUGGGUAGAAUAAUGCAUUUGCCAGGAUCCAGGAGCCCAGAGAAAUUUUUGUCCAUGAGAAUGAAGAGAAAAACUCACAGAACAAAAAUGUAUUUGAAUGACUGGGAUGUAGAGUCCCAGGAACGUACCGUGCGUGGUGUUAAAGAUUUAUCGUCAAAAUCUCGGGCAUCAUCAUCUCGGGAAUCAUUCGAAAAUCUCCGACAGGAUUGCAAUCCAGAGGAUACCUUCUUCGAUUCAAUGUCUUCUGCCGGAGUAGCUAAAAGAAAAAAAGAAAUUCUCAGGGGAAUUGAUGAAUCAGGAGAGAAUCCCUGCAACUCUUCUCCACAGAAAAUCAAUCGUGGAAGGCGAAAAGCUGCAAAGACAACUGAGGAAUUGAAAGCUCUCCAUCCAGAAAAAUAUCCAGGGCAGAUAUCCCCCGAUGUCGAAAUGAACUUCUUCGAGAAUAACUCUGCCCCCUCAACGUGUCAAAAAAGAAGGCAUCCAGAAUCAUCAGGUUCAGUACUUGAUGAUACUGUUGCCAAGAGGAGAAAACUAGCGGACGACCCACCAAAGACAGUUAGCGUUCGAUCGAAUUUGUUGAAGAACUUGAAACGAUUGAAGAAGAAUAACACGGCAGUCAAAACCAUCUCCGGAGUUGCAACUAUCAAGAACACUGACACUACCAGUCCUACUGAUGUCUUGGGAAAUAAAAAACGAAUUGCUCAUGUUCCCAGACAACCACAAGUGCCCUCUAUAACCAAACCAAGUACUGACAUUGAUGAGGCGAAUUCCGAAAAUAUUUUUAAUAAUCUAGGAGAAAAGAGGAUUACUCGAUCAUUGAGAAAGUCGUCAGACGACAAAACUAGGAAAAAUAUUGAGCAGCUGAACUCUUCGCAAGAAGACACCAUCAAUAACGAUUCAAUCACCUCACAUUUAACUUCCGUUUUUCGAGAUGAAAUACUUCCCGCUGUAAAAAAUUUAGAAAUGAGUGACGAAGAAACGGAGAUGAUCAUCGAUGACGCUGCAGCAUCUCUACCACCAGUGCCCCCAUCAUCUCCAACGGGAGAAUCCUUAGAAAUCCCUUCAGAAGUCAGAGAAAUCCCCUCGAUUUACGAAACUGCAACAGUAUCAGAUUCCUCUGAUAGCGAGCGCCCGGAUAAUGUAAACUCUUCCAACUUUAUAAGAGAAUUACGAAAUCGACAGAUUCACGUGAGUCCAACAAAACCAAAAUCCAUUCUUUCACACCCAAAAGAACCUCUUGAAUCCCCAGCCUCUUCACUAGAGACUUCAUCAUCACUUGCACCCUCUCUGGACCCACCAAGCCAACUCAUUCCCCAGAAAUUAAAAAAAAUCGAGGAUCUUCUGGACAAUUACCUCGCCACAACGAAAAAACGUCCUGGGAGAAAACCAAGAGUCAACGAAGUAGCAAAAGGGCUCCACUCCAAAGCAGAACAUCUGAUAAAACAGGAGCUGAAGAGACUGAUCGAAUCCCCGGACUGGAACGACGUUCACUUGAGUGUCUCUCUCACUCUCCUCAACACGAAGAGCCCUCGAACAGUGGCAAAGACUCUCAUCGACUUCUUGGUGGAACGAUCAGAUGUUAUCGAGCCCCUGGAUCUGACCUACACCCCUCCAGCCCCUCCCAUGACGAAGAGCCUCCAGAGGAUCGUCACUCUGCUGAUAGAUCUCAACCGUGAAAUGCCAGGAUUGACAGACUUGGUAUUACAGGGAAUUGACUUCACCCUCUUCAGAUUGAAUGCCAGUCCCUCUUGGGAAGCAGUUGGUGAGCUUUCGAAAUUGUUCACUAUACUCGUGAGGAUCAGGAAAGAUCGUGAACGAGUCAGGAUCAUGUGCUGCGACGCUAUUUACGGUCUCCAGAAGAAGAGUUUAAUUGUUCUCCACGCAGUCCUGACUUGCUGGCCUGAGGUCCUACCAAUGUAUGAUGCUGGGAAGAAUCAGUACUUGCCUAUUACUAUUGUUCACAUUGUGAGGACACACUCGGUGGACGAUAAUGCCAAGUGUGAGCAACUGAAGAAACUCAUCAAGGGGUUCUUCAAAUAUCCUCAGAACGAGUCCUCUGCGGUACUGGGAAAAAAAUUGCUAGAUAUUCUUGCAAGUGAUUCUAAUAAGAAUGUAGAGUGUGGAAUUCUACUGCUAUCGAAGAAAGAGGGAAGUGAGUGGACCAACAAGAAUAUUAUCCAAGGGGGACUCAUGAGGAUGAUUGUGGAGGGUAACUCCUCGGAGGUUUAUCAACUCCUCAAGCUCCUUGGAUUCCUCAUGAGGCCCUUUCCAGUACCGGAUAAAGAAGGAACUGUUAAGAGGAUUGUAGAACAACUCAAGGCUCUUGUUGCGUCCGAUGCCGGCUCUCCUGACCUUCAGGAAGGUGCUAUUUCUGCACUGGUGAGCCUGUCUCGUCACAGAUUCGAUGACAUUGCUGCUUCUGUUUUGAAUUGGCAGCCCAUUCGAGCGUUACCCACCUUUCUGCAUGAACAGAUGAAUGCGUUCUUCGCUGCUCGUACCACCCAUUGGAGUUAUAUUAAAGCUAAGAAUCGGAAAUAUGCGGGAGGCCCGUGAGUUUAUGGGGAUGUGAAGUGGAAUCGUCGGGUUUUAUCGAGAGGAACGAAUUAUUUGAAAUUCCACCGAUCGAUCGAAUUAACACUUAUCCGCUAAGAAAUGUUCAUUUUAUUGAUAAAUUAAAUAUUAAUUAAUCAUUAAUACCCCAUGCACUUGAAUUUAUUUACUGUAUUCGUCUGGAAAGAUAUAUCAUCAACUAAUUUAUCAAGAUUGAAUGAGUUAAUGAAUUUACGAAUGAAUGAAGUUAAAAAAAAAAUCAUUAUUUUAUAAUAAAUGAAUGGAUCUUUUUCAAUCUUUUUCAUGUAAAGAGCCUCUCUGAAUUAUUCAAAAUCGAUUGUUCGCCCCUUGAGUGAAAUAAAAUGAGCAAUGGAAUAUUGUCGUCAAUUCCCCGAAAGAUUCCUUCACCUUCUCAUGCAUCUUCCGGGUUUUAAUGGAACAUCCGAUGAAUAUUCAAAUCUCCGUUCAUGGUCUAUCGCGCAGACCAUAAUUAUAGGAUCUCUGGGUUCAUCGAACCCGAUAUGAACUCGAAAACAAACAGAAAUGGAAAAAAUAAAGAAACAUUUCCUUUUCACGGACCCAACAGCUCUCAGGAUUCCACACAUAAUUUAAUCAAUAAAUAAAUAAAUAAAUAAAUAAAUAAAUAAAUAAAUAAUGGGAAUGAUGUUCCGCAAUCGAAAAAAUGUCGAUGCACGAUUCAUUACUUGUGUUUGCUAUUUUUUAAAUAAAAAAAUUUGGUAGACAAGAUACAGGCGAUUUUUGUUUUUCAAUUUCUUGAAUAGUAAUAAUGAAUGAAUAAUGAUAUAAUAAGAAUAAUAUUUUCAACAUACUCGUAAGCCUUCCAUACGCAGAGCAUGCUAGGGUAAUACAAUGGUACUAUUACAUAGUUCUCGUUGGUAUCUCAAAUUAGUCUGCAUUUGAAAAUUUGUUCAUAUUUUUCAACUCCCACGAAUUGAGUAAUUUGCCUCUUUAUUACAAAAAUAAUGAAUAAUAAACAUUACCCAAUGCGGUAAUAACUUGACCAUCUAUUUUCCGAUGUUAAGUGCUCCCAAA